Messenger RNA from Leptosia nina, 954 nucleotides. The record is from the annotation of a GenBank genome assembly. Lineage: Eukaryota; Metazoa; Arthropoda; Insecta; Lepidoptera; Pieridae.
AUGCAUCAAAAAGUAGCAGGGUGGGCGCUUCUGGCCCUUAUCAGCUCGUCGGCAGUUCUUCACACAUUAGCAUACCCUCAGCAUGCACCUUUGAUAUCACAGGCCACGAGCCACGUGCGAACACAGAACCCACAAUACUACAGCAACUCGUUACCUCUGCCACAUGAACAAGUAGCACAAGAGCGCAAGUUUGCUGAGAAACCCAAUGCCCUAAAGAAAGUGGCCCUAGAUGACAUCGAUGAAAUUCAAAACAAUUCCAUUUCAGAUGGCGGUUUCUCGUGGUCCAACAUGUUAGGAAUGGUAAUGCAAAUGCUUUUCAAUCCUGGCACCACCGGACCCAAUAAGAGCGACAACAUCGACACAGAAGCCGCCGCCCCAUCGCCAUGGGCUAAUCUAUUAUCUAUGGGCUUGAAAAUUUUAACAGCUAUCCUCGGAGGAGGGGCAUCCAGCGAUGGCAUUGACAAAGUAGACAACGGCAACUCGCCAAUGCAGAGUAUAUUGGCUGCGGUUCUGUCGACGGUGCUCGGUGCCAAAGAUCCCGACCAAGUCGCCUCCAUGGCAAAGCAGGCUGGAGAGUUCAUCAACAUCUUUGUCAACCUUCUGGAUGCUCUCAAAACGUCAUUCUCUCACCGAUCUUUGACGGCUCGUUCGAUGGGACGCAAGGAUUCAGUCAGUGACGCAGCCCUCGCAGGUAUUGCCAUGAUGAAGACCUACGUCCGAUCCUUUGGGACAAACGAUGACAAAUGUCUUCAGAAGUACGUGUGUGACGCCAAUAGCGAAUGUUCAGCCGAUAUUGGACCUAAGAGUGUCUUCUGCCAACUGGGAACUUACGCCGCAAGUUUCGUUUUAGAGAGGCAAUCCGGAGGAACAUUCCAACAAUUCCACGAGGCUGGACGCCGUGGCCGCUCCGGCGUCGACUGCCGUGAGCUGUAUCUUCAAUGCAAUGAAGUGUAA